GUGUGUGUGUUUGCCACAGGCUUGGGGUUGUAGGCAAAAUGGAGAAGGCCGAGAGCAGUUUAAAAACUUUGAAGAUCCACACAGCCCAAAAACUUCAUAGACCAAAAAUACAUGUGACCAGUCACUCUGCUGUUUGUCAGUCUAUUGCUGCACAGUCUGAUGGACACCCGUUUCAGAAGAGGGGUUAUCACAACCUUCAUCAAGGUGGGAAUACUUGCAGUGAAGGAAGAAAGUUGCAAGAACUCCGACUCAGAUGCCUAGCAAGGAAAUUCUUCUGUCUGUGGGCACAAAAGACAUUUGGACAAGUUCUUCCUUCCAAAAUCAGAUGCUACUGUGAUCAGAAGAUUCUUCAAAAAACUUCUGGAGAGUGGAAGGAGGAGUGGUGGAUUGCUUGCAGGGAAAAGAAACUCAUCUUCAGAGCUGAUUGCCAUUAUAGAUAUUUCCUCUACCAACUGGUAUUCAAGGCUUGGAGAGCCUUUAUCUGCCAGCAACAACAAAAGAGAAAUAAGAAUCAUGUUGCAGAGUUGCAUGCAAAUAAACAGAAACUGCUCUGGACGUGGCAACGCUGGCUGAUUUAUGUUGAUGUUCGAAGGACAAAGCACAGAAUGCAGGCUGUGGCACUGGCAUUCAGAGAAAGAAGCUGUUUGCGGGUAUCAUGGGCAGCGUGGAGGAGGCGACACUACCAGAACUGUGCUGGCCGUAAAAUGAAGGUUUUGGCUCUGCAACAUUGGGCCCAGAGCCUGCAAUUCCGAGCUUGGCUGCAGUGGAGAGCACUGUAUUUAUACAGUCAGAAUGAGAAGCAGGAGGAGGCUAGAGCAGCAACUCACCAUCGCCACUGGCAACUGAAGACAAGUGUGGAGGCCUGGCUGAGAUACCUAAAUCUCCAGAGGGUCAAGAGACGUCAGAAAGAGGUGGCUCGGGAUCAUCAUCAAGGUGGGAUAGUCCAGCGUUAUUUCUCAGGCUGGCGGCUGUUGUGGGAGUGCAGGAGAAGAGUGCACGCUCACCAGAAGCACUUUGAAAAGCUGGCAGCAAAGCUUGUCUUAUGGAGAGUUUUUGCAUGCUGGAAGCACUAUGUUGUACUACGUGUGGAAGAGGCUUGGCGAUGUGAGCUGGCUGAGAAACACCACAGGCAUCAUUUGUUGCGGCUUGGGUUUAAGGGCCUUCGACAUAAUGUUUUAAAUGCUCGUUCUCAACAAAUGAGAAAAAAUCUGGCGUACCGUCAGCAUCAAGUCACGGUGCUACAGAGUUUCUGGAACCGUUGGAAGUCGCGUUUGGAAGAGAAGGAGGAAAAGCAGCAGCAAACUUUAACAUCGGUGGCUCAGAUGCAUUACAGGAAGGUGUUGGUGAGAAAGGCAUUUGACAUGUGGUGGCUGAGGGCAUGCAAGCAGCAAGAAUACCGAGUGGAGGAGAAGAGGGCUGUACUUCGUUUUGAGAGGCAACUGUUGCUUAGUUGCUGGUGCUUCUGGCGCAGAAGAGCAAAUGCACUCCUGGAGGAGCAAGAGGACUUGCUUCGUGCUGGAAAUCACUACAGCUACAUGCUGCUGUCUAAGGCUUUCUGUCUGUGGAAGCAAAAUACUCAGGAGAGAAAAACACAGAGGCUCAAGGAGAUGCAAGCUGAGAGAUUUCACUAUUCAAAGUGUCUGCAGCAGUCUUGGAACAAGUGGAGAGAGUAUGUGGAACAUCAGCGUGAGAAAUGGAAGAAGCUGGUGCGAGCAGACGUUCACUAUCAGCGCGUGUUGCUGGGCAAGGCCUUGGCAGCCUGGAAGAGUUACCAGCAAAACGUGCAGUGCAUUCUCUAUCAAGUAGCUGAGAAGGAGAAACAACACUGCAGACUACUGCUGCAGCAGUUGCUGCAUAUAUGGAGAGAAAAUGCCCUUGAAGCUAAAGCAGCUUCUCAGGCAGAUCAACACUACAGGAGAGUGAUCCUGUCAAAGGUGUUGCUGCAGUGGAAGGAUGCUGCCUCACUAAAAGUACAUUAUCGUCAUCAGAAACAGGCAGCUGUGAAGGAGGCUGUAAAACAUUUGAAUAUAGCACGUUUACAGAGCCGGUUCCUUCAUUGGAAGGAAGUUACUGCAGAGUCUCUGGUGCUGAGAGCUAAUCAGGACAGGGCAGUGCAGCACCAUCAGCAGCACCUGCUCCAGAAGUACCUGAGGAAUUGGAAGAAAUACCACGAGCAGCAUCUUGAGAAGGCGCUCCUGCAGAGACAGGGUUAUCAGCUAAUGACUCGGAGACUUUGCUCUACCUGCUUCUCCUGCUGGAAGAAACAGCUGGUGCAGCAGCAAUGGGAAAAGCAGGAGACAGCGAGAGCACUGUGGCACUGGUGCCUUUCAUUGCAGGGCAAGGUAUUUAGUGCUUGGCUGGGAUUUGUCCAGGAGCAACAACGGAAGAAAAAGCUCCUUGAAAGGGCUGUAGGAGUUCGCCGCGCUGCCCUGCUGAAGGAAGGUGUAACCCGGACCUUGAGACACUCCGCUGGCCUGGAACGGUCGAGGAGGCAGCUUCGAGCCCAGCACCAGCCAAAGGCAAUCUACAGCCUUCCCCAGUCAGUGCAUCGCUGUGCCAUGCUCUGGAAGCAGAAGGCCCUCUGCAAGCACUUAAAUAAGCCUUCUACUCCCCUGCUACCUCUGAACAAGCAAGGAAUGUUUAAGGUGCCUGAUAUUAACCCAGGAACAAGAGGGUGUUCAGUAGAGGAAGCGCCGUGGCCAUCACAAAGCAGUCGUUCUCCGUUCCUCCUCGCUGCUGGGGACUCGAUUCUCAGUGAGCUAAAUUUUCUUCGACGAGCAAGGUUGCCGCCACGAAGACCUGACUUCCUUCUGGAAUCUCUAGAAAGAGAGGAACUGCUAGGAAUGACUUGUACUAGGUCAGAGACACCUCAGCGAGCGGUUAUGAACAAAUGUUCUACUCAGGCUGGGCACUUACUGCUAGCAACUCAAAUGGAAGAAAGCAUCUGCAAUCAGCUGUCCCAAGUGGGCUGUCAUGCUCACGCCCACUCAUCUCCCGUACUUCCCUCUGUACCGGUGUGGCCAGACAAUGAGCACCACGCUGUUCCGUUCUAUCCAAGGCCAGGGCUGUGGCCUCCUUCGUCAUUCAUGGCCCAGAUGAAAGCUGAAGCAAAAAAGCGAGGAGGCCUACCUGUGGAUUGUCACACAGAAGCACAUUCCCAAGAAUCCCAACAGGGUCCCGUGGGGAAGAAAUUGCAGCCAAACUUGCAGCCAUAUCUGCUGUCACCUGAGGACUUCAUGGGAAAACAGAGUCACCGAACAGCAGCUAAAGAGGAAGAAAGCAAGCACAAUUCCAGAAGAGAAGAGGUGUUCCAGAGAGAGCUGGAAGCAGAGCUCCAAUCUAUCCAACAGCAAAUGCAGUACUACUUCAGCAGGAAGCAAGAACUCAAGUCCUGUCAGCAGCAGGCACAGAUUCUGCAGAAGUGGCUAGAAACAAGCACACAACCAGAGGACCAAGAUGCCAUACAAGAAGUACAAGCAGAACUGCACCAGUUGGAGAUGAGGAUCAACACUCUCACCAAAGCACAACUGAAAGACAGACAUCACGUAGAGAAGUUGGUUGCCCGUCUCCAGGAUAUCCACAGUGCUCUCGGGAUGUGAUGCCACCUUCCAGCUCAUGGGUAGGGAUUUCUGCUCAGUUUUUGCCUUGUUUGUAGCAGAAGGGAAGGGGAAUGGAAGAAAUGUAUACCUUUUCUUCAGUCAUGUAUGUCACUUUUAUUUUGUAAGUUAACUUAAAUAUCUCUGUGUAUUUUUAACCAUACCUGUUUUUUUAAAAAAAUGGAGCUAAAAAUACCUCAUGCUGCACUUAGAAUAUUUAGUUGCCCCUGACAUUGCAGAAAUAUAAGCAACACUGAUAA
Molecule: messenger RNA, 3856 nt
Organism: Nothoprocta perdicaria
Lineage: Eukaryota; Metazoa; Chordata; Aves; Tinamiformes; Tinamidae
Gene: SFI1
Product: SFI1 centrin binding protein
Exons: 30
Coding region: 39-3599 (1186 amino acids)
Molecular function (GO): phosphatase binding
Source: RefSeq, a predicted model, not a curated record